AUGUCUUUCAAUAUCAAAAGUUCGUUUGUAUCUCGCUCUGUUGUAGAAAACAACAAGGAAAAGCAAGUAGGCAAUGAAUCGGGUGGAGGAGGAGUUGCACCAGAAGCGUAUGAUCCACGCACACUCUAUGAGCGUCUUCAAGAACAACGCAUGCUAAAAGAAGAACAAUUUGCAGAAGACUCGCGCCUUUCAAAUCAAAUAAAACGCGUGAGUGAAGAAGAAGCAGAAUAUUUCAAGAUCUUGGCUGAUGAGAAAGAGAAACUGGAAAAACAACGCAAAACAAAAGAAAAGCUGGAGUUGGAAGAAUACCGGUUAGCUGUGGAGAAUGCUAGGUCAGCACCUUCAAAUCCAUUGUUAGAAGAAAAAUCAGUCAAGAAGAAAUCUAUUUUUGCAAAGCCCAACAAAUUACAAAAGAACAAAGGUGUAUUGUUUGUCAAGAAGAAGCGUCAGGAAAGUGAGGAAGAAGAAGAAGAAGAAGAAGCUCCUGUUGAGAAAAAGACAAAAACUACACAUGAAGAAGAUAAAGCACCUCUUUCUUUAUUAUCAGCCUAUGGCGACAUUUCAAGUGAUAGUGAGAGCGAAUGA
Molecule: messenger RNA, 585 nt
Organism: Gilbertella persicaria
Lineage: Eukaryota; Fungi; Mucoromycota; Mucoromycetes; Mucorales; Choanephoraceae
Product: N-terminal domain of NEFA-interacting nuclear protein NIP30-domain-containing protein
Exons: 2
Coding region: 1-585 (194 amino acids)
Cellular component (GO): nucleus
Source: RefSeq, a predicted model, not a curated record